Molecule: messenger RNA, 3971 nt
Organism: Dicentrarchus labrax (European seabass)
Lineage: Eukaryota; Metazoa; Chordata; Actinopteri; Moronidae
Gene: nek7
Product: NIMA-related kinase 7
Exons: 10
Coding region: 403-1314 (303 amino acids)
Biological process (GO): protein phosphorylation
Molecular function (GO): ATP binding; protein kinase activity
Source: RefSeq, a predicted model, not a curated record
GUUGUUUACAUUACUGGCACACGGGUCAGCAGUGUGGCGAUGAGAGGGGCCUAGUGGAGAGACUGUCUGAAAACACGUACACAUCUCUCGACUGGCUCUACAGCACACAGGCUCUCUCUCUCUCUCUCUCUCUCUCUCUGUCUGACAAAAAAAAAAAAAAAAAAACUUUAUAGCGCUCAGGCAACAGUGCCACGCAAGAAAAAAAGGCCCGACGAGUCGACUCUCUCUCUCGCUUUUUUUUUUUUUUUUUUUUGCGUUGGAGCGACCUUGGAAAGAAAAAGAGAAAGUCAAAAACAACAGACAACCGCCAUAACCAUCAGGAGAAAGUCUCAACGUGAAGAAGGAAUAGCUCAGCAACAGAGUCCCACUUCCUGAGGUGCAAAGGAUCAAGCUCCUAACACCAUGGAUAUGGACACGCAGCCACAAGGACAGCAAGCAGCCGUGCCAGUCUUUCAACCCCAGAAACCCUUGCAACCAGAUAUGGGCCAUAACUCGCUGGCAAACUUCCAGAUUGAGAAGAAGAUUGGACGCGGCCAGUUCAGUGAGGUGUACCGGGCGAGGUACCUGUUAGACAACACGUCAGUGGCCCUGAAGAAAGUCCAGAUAUUCGACUUGAUGGAUGCCAAAGCUCGGCAAGAUUGCAUCAAAGAGAUAGAUCUCCUUAAGCAAUUGAACCACCCCAAUGUGAUAAAGUACCAUGCGUCUUUUAUUGAGGACAAUGAGCUGAACAUUGUCCUGGAGCUGGCAGAUGCAGGGGACCUCUCACGUAUGAUCAAGCACUUUAAGAAGCAGAGGAGGCUUAUCCCAGAGAGAACAGUGUGGAAGUACUUCGUCCAGCUCUGCAGUGCUCUCGAACAUAUGCACUCCCGGCGAGUCAUGCACAGAGAUAUCAAGCCGGCCAAUGUAUUCAUCACAGCUACUGGAGUAGUGAAACUAGGAGACUUGGGACUGGGAAGAUUCUUCAGUUCCAAAACGACCGCCGCUCACUCGCUAGUGGGUACUCCUUACUACAUGUCACCGGAGAGGAUACAUGAAAACGGAUACAACUUCAAAUCUGACAUCUGGUCGCUAGGAUGCCUGCUCUACGAGAUGGCAGCCCUACAGAGUCCAUUCUAUGGGGAUAAGAUGAACCUUUACUCCCUUUGUAAGAAGAUAGAACAGUGUGACUACCCCCCUCUUCCCUCAGAUCACUACUCAGAGGAGCUGAGGAACUUGGUAGAUAUGUGCAUCAACCCUGACCCGGAGAAGAGGCCGGACAUCACCUAUGUGUACGACAUUGCCAAACACAUGCAGAACAUGACACAGGGCAGCUAAGCCCAGAGUUGCACACACUACAGCUUGCAGAACUCCUCCCCACUUCCCUCCUUGCUCUUCAUGCUGGACUCGUACACAUCUAUCAGCUUUUAUACAAAAAUUUACUCCAGAGUUUAGCUCCUUGUGAUAAGUAAUAUGUGUAACUGUAUUUUCAAGGUGAUGGCACAGUCUAUAACAUGACUUGCACCCAUACCUUUUCUGCCCUAGGAUAAAGAUCAGAGAGAUAAUGCUUUUUUUGUCCGAUGGACCUCCCAUUCCUUAGACUUUAAUAAUGUUACAGCACUGAAACUCAAUGUAUUGUAACUCAGUGAUGUGUUUGUAUGGCUUUAAAAUGCAUGUCCUCUGUCUUUUGUAGUAAAGCCAUUUUUCAGCAAUGCUAUUUAAAGCAGAUAUACUGGAAACUUGUAAAAUUAAAAAAUGCAAAGUUUGGUGUUACCCGUUACUUAACCUCAAAACAGGUAAUCAAUUCAAAUGUCCUUAAAAAUUAUCUGUUGCGUCCCAUGAGACAUGUGGUCACCAAACGGCACAAAAAAGACUUUGAGAACAAUGGUAAAAUUGGAGUGAAGAGUUUUCCAAUUAGUGGCAGCAAAACUGAGAGACACUGAGAGUGUUAUUGAUGGUUGAAGCAUUGUUGUGUUGCACUUUUUACCCUGGUACUGGAAGGCUGGCUGGGUGAUCAUGUCUAAUGAAUGUAUUAGGAAAGGAAGGAUCAUGUAGAGAGUAGACUAGAGACACGCUUGGGGGGAAAACAUGGGCAAAUGUCUCCACAACACUUUGAAUGUAAGUCAUUUUGACACUUUUGUAUUGUCUUUGAAAACAUUCAGAAUGUCUCUUUUUUUUGACAACCUAGAAGGAGUUGUAGAUGCUGUAACAAAAGCAGUUUUAAGUCUGCUGUUUACCUUAGUCACUGACACCAAAAACAUUUUCUCCUUGGUUCAACUUAAACAAGGUAUUACUGAUUUUGCUGGUAAAACCAUGAAAAAAAGUCAAAACAUAGUUCUCAUUGUGGUCCAGUGGAUGCAUUUGACCCACCAGAAAGACAUUGUGUCGACAAAAUGUUGUGAUUGUAACUGUUGCUGUGUAAGUUUGCGGUGUAGUUGUGUUAACAAAUAUGUUGAAGAGAUAGCAGAUUCUUACCUUGUGUAGCCGUCCACGUCAUGAGUAAAACACAGCUUAACAUAUGUCCUCAGCUGAGAUACCAAAGAGAAAAGUCAAACGUAAAGAGAGCAGUUUAUAUGUUAAGGUACCUUUUUAUGAAAACCAUAUGAAAGACUUGUACUGAAAAAAAUAAACAAGCGCCAAUGGGACUUUUUUUUUUUUUUUACUGUAAAUAGAGAAGAAGUUUUAAUACUGUAAGAUUUUAGUGACCCUUUAUUCAUUUGGAGGAAGGAACGCAUAUAUAUAUAAUUUUUACAGCAGUGAAUAGGUUUACACCAGGGUGUCACAAAUGACUAGCACUGACGACCACUGGUUUACAUGACAAUGAUACCACAUGAAAGGUAUAGUAAGUAAACAAUUAUUGAUAACGCUUUAUUUCAGUGUCUUAUGAAUUUGCUUUUAACAUUAUCAAAUAGCCUGUUAACCGUUAAUUCAGAUAUUGUACAUGUUCUCAUUUUUUUAAUUAACAUUUAAUAAUGUGUUAUAUAUACAAAAUCAAAGCUUGUAGUUGCAAGAAAAUGUAAGUUAUUUUGUUUUGGUCAACAGAAUAUUUUGAUAGUGUGUUGAUAGUAGUUAUUUGUCUGAGACGUGCAAAUACAGUGUUUUACAAUUUUGUUUGCAAUUGUACACCUUGUUGUGAUUGUUGUUCCUUUGCAUAGCUUCUCUCUGCAGUAAAAAAAAAUUCAUUUCAGUACUUAGUUUCAGUAAUUCUUCCUCAUCUUCACUGUUUAUUUCCUAUCUCUAUGCUCUCUUUACAAGAGCAACUGAAUAGCACCGAACAUUAUUAGAUUUGCUUGAAAGAGCUUUUUAGAUAUUUGGAUUUGAUGCUGUACAGAUCUCCCUAAAGAAAUUGGUAGUAUAUAACAGGAAAAAUCCCCAAAUGUUUAUUCUUUUGUAUUGGCUCAAAAGACACAUUUAUAUUGAUGCUUUCUCAACGCCAAAGCACUAUAUUCAGUUAUAAUGAAAACAGCCCAGGAAAGAGAACAGAUAUUAAGUUCUAUUCUGUCAUUUAAUGUCAGGAAACAGUUCAAUAUGAUUUCAUUUCUUGUCUUCUUUUAAAACUAAAUGCAUAUAUCUUGCUGUUGUCUGUCACCUUGCUAGUUAAGAAUGCUUUAUGUGGUGCAAAGUCAGGUUGCAAUGCCUUAAACUAUGUGUGUGCAGUAAUGGUUAUAUUUCUGUUGAUGCACAGAAAUGGAGAUUCAGGUUUUAUUUUUUUUUUUUUACUCCUCACUGGGGGGUUGUUUAUAACAAACAGUGCUCAGUCAUUUUAAGGAUUAGGGCAAUUUCUUGGUAGAGAAAAUUUUUAGUCUAUAGUAUAUGACGGUGCUCUCCAGUGUCAAGUUGGUAUUGAAGAGUGCAGGGGUUUUCCAGAAAGUCAAAUAUUGGAAUUUAUUUAUUUUUUUGGUAGUUUCGUUUUCUCAACAUUUCAUUUAAAAUUAAGAAAUCCUCAUCACAAACACCCUGUAUGCUAAAUAAAUGUAAUAAAGCUUUGAAAUUUC